This is a messenger RNA of Salmo salar (Atlantic salmon), 3607 nucleotides long. Its product is annotated as rap guanine nucleotide exchange factor 3. The record is from RefSeq and is a predicted model, not a curated record. Lineage: Eukaryota; Metazoa; Chordata; Actinopteri; Salmoniformes; Salmonidae. Gene Ontology annotation, molecular function: guanyl-nucleotide exchange factor activity. Gene Ontology annotation, cellular component: plasma membrane. Gene Ontology annotation, biological process: Ras protein signal transduction.
CUCUCAACAUAGCAGAGGCAGCAACGUCGUGCGAGGUGGAAGGGACCUGGCUGAGUUUUGAUGUUGACACAGUAGCCUUACCAGCAGUCCGGUCGGAUACAGAUAAUGUAGACUUGUGGCUUUGAUGACAGAAGGGCAACAUGUGUGGAUUAAAUUGGUCAUGCAAUGAGUCAGUAUGCAAUGUUGUUGUAAUGGUCCUGAGUCUGUAACGGGUAGACAUGCUUGGAGGUGCCGUCUUCGUCAUGCGUUAUUACCGCAGAUCCACUAACCGGGAAAGUUGUUCUGUUUGAUUGGGAAAAAAUAUGCAUCUGUUCCGGAGUUACAAUUAUCGAGUUUUCCCGGAUCGUUAUUCUGUGGAAACAUCGAGCAUUCGAGGCAUCAGUUGGACCCCCCUGCCAGAGGCUCUUGACACACAGGACACCAUGAAACAGUUUCUGUCUGAUCGUAUUCUGAAGGCAGCCAGGGUGGUGUACAGUGCCUUGAUAGAGCGUAACCCUGACCUGAUCAGAGACAGAAAGCAUCACCUGAAGACCUACAGACAAUGUUGUUCAGGGAAAGAUCUUGUUGACUGGCUGAUGAAGCUAAACAAAUGCCUCCAAUCAAGGAGCCAGGCAGUUGGAAUGUGGCAAGUCCUGGUGGACGAAGGAAUCAUUGUUCAUGUGAAGCAAGAGUUAAACUUCCAUGACAAAGACACUCAAUUUUACCGCUUCCUGGAUUCGGAGAUUGGACUGAACCACUUGACUAAUGAGAAGGAUGCACUGAAUCACACAGCCAAUGAGAAUCUCUACCUGAAACACACAACCAAUGAGAAGGACCAAUCAGACGAAGAGCUGCAGGAGGGUUUGUCGUUAUUACUCCAGAUGGGUCCAGAUGCUCUUCUGACCAUGAUUUUACGUAAAUGCCCCAGCCAGCGAAGUGCUGAGGACCUGGAAGUGAUCUAUGAGGAGCUGCUUCAUGUCAAAGCUGCUGCUCAUCUCUCCACCUCCGUGCGUAAGGAGUUGGCAGCAGUGUUGGUGUUUGAGUCCCAUGCCAAAGCAGGCACAGUAUUGUUCAGUCAGGGAGACAAAGGUACUUCCUGGUACAUCAUCUGGAAGGGCUCAGUCAAUGUCAUCACACAUGGAAAGGGUCUGGUGACGACGUUACAUGAGGGAGAAGACUUUGGGCAGCUGGCCCUGGUGAACGAUGCUCCCAGAGCAGCCACCAUCAUCCUGAGAGAGGACAACUGCCACUUCCUACGAGUCGACAAACAGGACUUCAUACGCAUCCUCAAGGAUGUGGAGGCUAACACUGUGCGUCUGGAGGAACAUGGGAAAGCUGUGCUGGUGCUGGAGAAGGCUGAGUCGACCAAUCAGGGAGGGACAGGAAACAUCAGCAAGUAUACGGUGAUGUCUGGAACACCAGAGAAGAUCCUAGAACACCUGCUUGAGACAGUGAAGUUGGAUACUAAUGGCAAUGAUGCUAUAGAUCCCUGCGUGAGCGACUUCCUACUGACCCACAGGGUCUUCAUGCCCUCCAGCCAGCUCUGCCCGGCCCUACAACAGCAUUACCAUGCUGAGCCGUCUGAGGGCUCAGAGCUGGAGAAGGCAGCCUACGCCCUCAACACUAAGCAGAAGAUAGUGAAGCUGAUUGGCCAGUGGGUGGCGCUGUUCAGCCAGAUGCUCAAAGACGACCCCAUCGCUGUUGACUUCCUGGAGACGCUGAGGAAAGAGGUGUCAGAUGACUCCCGUCUGUCCAGUAUGCUGAGAGAGCAGCUCAGAGACAGGAGGAGAACCAGAGUGCUGGAAAAUGGUUUUGGGGCACUGGCAAGAUUUGACUGGUUCUCUAGUUGUGAGGAGCCAGUAGGGAAGUGCCUGCCAAUCAGAUCACAGGACAAAGUAUUGUAUGAGAUAUUUCGGCCAGACCAUACAUCAGUCACUCUGAUGCUGCCGGUGAACAGCUCUGUUCAGGAAGUGAUGUCAUCGCUGAUAAACCCAGGAGGAGACCACGUCCUGGUCAAAAUGAAUUCCAUGGGAGACAGGACUCAGCUGAAGCUGGAUACCACAGCAGUCUACACCUCUCUGGGGUUGAAUGAGAGACUGUUCCUCUGCUCUGCCAGCCAGGUGGAACAACUGACGCCCCUGAAGAAGCAGCAGGGUCCUGAUCAGAGCACCAUGGACACUUGCGAGCAGAUGUGUCCCAAGGACAUCGCCAGCCAGCUCACCAACUAUGACUGGGAACUGUUCACCGCCAUGCACGAGGUGGAAUUAGUGUACUAUAUAUUUGGGCGACAUAAAUUCCCGGGCGCCACCACAGCUAACCUGGAGCGUUUCGUGCGUCGCUUCAACGAGGUGCAGUACUGGGUGGUGACGGAGGUGUGUCUGUGUACUGACCUGGUCAAGAGAGCCAUGCUGCUCAAGAAGUUCAUCAAGAUAGCCGUCGUAUUGAAGGAGCAGAAGAACCUAAACUCGUUCUUUGCGGUGAUGUUUGGUCUGAGUAACAGUGCUGUACAGAGACUUUACAAGACCUGGGAGAGAGUGCCGAGUAAGACGAAAAGGGUCUAUUGUGCAUACGAGAGGUUAAUGGAUCCAUCACGUAACCACAGAGCGUACAGACUGGCUGUGGCAAAGCUCAGUCCUCCCUACAUCCCCUUCAUGCCCCUGCUACUCAAAGACAUGACAUUCAUCCAUGAGGGAAACAAGAACUACACGGACAAACUGGUCAAUUUUGAGAAAAUGCGCUUGAUUGCUAAGACGGUGAAGAUAGUUCGAGGGUGCAGAAGCACGCCUUACGUGCCUUCAUCACCUCAGAAGGGACUUACAGACAGAAUGUUUCUGGAGGCGCCUUCCAUUCGGGUGUCCACAUAUUCCGAGCAAUCCCUCCCUCUCAGGAAUGCUAGCAACAUCCGCCACUAUGUUCAGAACUUUGAAGUGAUCGACAACCAGCACAAACUGACACAACUGUCCAGAGCAAUGGAGCGCUGAACCAAACCAGUGUAUAAGGACUGUUUUAUUACAGCCUGUGAAUCAGAGGUUGGCAGGGGAAUACACACCUCCAUGGUCAUACUAAUCCACAUGCAAGAUCUUCUAUAGACUCAUGUACAUGUCUGGUGUCAGGAAUGGAGGACUGUGGGGAUGUUUCUGGGAUGUUCAGUAUCACACAGAGAGCAUUGAAGAGAAGAAGCUCGUUGGACUACUAAUCAAUAGGACAAGGACCUGAGGAGGGAUCUGACUGGCAGUAUUUAGUGACCUCUAGCGUCUUACCAGAUAAGUUGUUUGUCCUCACCGACCACUGUUACUGAUAGGACUGUGCGGCGCUGCAACCUGAGGAAGAAGUAUAUACAUUUGGCAUUAUCUGUUAUUUAUACGAUCAUUUGUAUAGUAUACUAUUUGUAAGAUAAGCUUAUGGUUUUACAAGUAAGUGCCAUAAAAGCACAUACAAUAGUUCUAUGCUAUAGCUCCUAGUUAUGGUGUUUGUUUGUUUUGGUAUUUUUCUCCACUUUGUAAUACAACUAUAACGAACAAUAAAUUGUUGAGCAAUCAGUUUUUGCCAUACCGCAUAAACAAAUGUGUAAAACAUUUCAUGCCAUGGGCAAGUUUAUUUUUUUAAAUAAAUUAUUUUCAGAAGUGUG